CCCAAACUUAUGACAGCGGCAGAUUGUACCCAAUUGUUCGACCCGUCUUGCACUUCAAGUCUGCUCCCAUCAAGAGGGGCGAGCCAUCGAUUUGUGAUAAAAGUCUUGAUACGCUAGGUAUUUUGUGGUUUCAAUUGUGCGCCUUACUUUUGAACCGCACCAAUCUUCCUCAUGUCAGAUCCAUCUGAUUAUACCGUUGGGUGGAUCUGCGCCAUUGAUACCGAAUAUGUUGCUGCCCAGUCAUUCCUAGACAAAGAGGACGACCAACCAGAGACUCUUUCUCCCAACGAUAAUAAUUGCUAUACUCUAGGCGAGAUUGGUGUCCAUAAGGUUGUAAUUGCUGUCCUGCCUGAUGGAGAGUAUGGUACCUCGUCUGCAGCGAGUGUUGCGAGAGAUAUGCUCCACAGCUUUCCUAAUAUUAGAAUUGGUCUAAUGGUAGGUAUUGGUGGUGGUGUACCGAGCAGGCAUGAUAUUCGUCUUGGUGAUAUUGUGGUUAGCGCGUCGCGUGAUGGAGAAGGUAGUGUCUUCCAAUAUGACUUUGGCAAGACGGUUCAAGGUCAGAGUUUCUGCCGAACAGGAUUCCUAAAUCAGCCACCUACCGUCCUGAGGACAGCGGUGAGCGGACUCAGAGCCCAAUACGAGAGGAAGGGACAUCAGCUUGAGGAAGUCAUAAGCAACGUACUGGAGAAGAACAAAAGAAUGCAAAAAAAAUACAAACGGCCAGACUUGGAUAGACUUUACCCAAAUCAUAUUAUCCACCCCCCAGAUAGCAAAGCAAGUUGCGCCGAAACAUGUGAUUCGACUAAAUUGAUAUUACGAUUGAAACGGACUGAGGAUGAGGAUAACCCCAUGAUUCACUAUGGGUUAAUCGCGUCGGGAAAUAAAUUGAUGAAAGAUGCUUUGAUUCGGGAUAAGCUGACAGAGGAGAAGGACAUUCUAUGUUUUGAAAUGGAAGCAGCGGGGUUAAUGAACCAUUUCCCCUGUUUAGUAAUCCGUGGCAUCUGUGAUUACUCGGAUUCCCAUAAGAGUAAGGAGUGGCAAGGAUAUGCAGCAAUGGCAGCAGCAGCGUAUGCGAGAGAUCUCUUAUAUCAAAUAAUCCCUCAGCGGGUGCAGGGUGAGAAAAAGAUAAGUGAUAUUCUUUCAUCUGUCAAGGAAGCCAUAGUUGAAGUUCAAAAGACAACUCAAGAUACAAAUUUUAUUAUCAACGAGCAGAACCAACGCGAAGAGCAUCAAGCUAUUACCAGAUGGCUUACGCCGGUAGAUUAUGGUCCUCAACAAAGUGAUUUCAUUAAUAGGCGACAUAAAGGGACUGGAGAAUGGUUGUUAAGAUCGAAUGAAUUUCAGCAGUGGUUGAAAGAAGGCCAUCAGAGUCUUUUCUGUCCAGGUAUGCCCGGAGCAGGAAAGACAAUUGGAACGUCUGUUGUUAUCCGCUACCUCCAGGAGAAAUUUGAAAAAGAUCCUACCAUCGGCAUUGCAUAUUUGUAUUGCAAUUUCAAGCAAAAGGAUAAGCAAAGCCUGAUUGAUCUAAUAUUAAGCCUCUUAAAGCAGCUAGUUCAGGAACAGCCUUCUAUACCCAAUAUUAUGAAGGAUCUAUAUAGUCGUCAUGGACCUAAACGAACUCGUCCUUUACCUGAUGAAAUCCUAGAUGCAAUGCGUCAGGUGAUAUCUUCUUACUCAAGGACUUUUAUAAUUGUUGAUGCACUGGACGAAUGCCAAGUUUCAUAUGAGGGUCGUGGAAUAUUCCUACAGGAGAUCUUUAGUCUUCAGGUUAAGACAGGAAUGAACAUUUUCGCGACGUCACGGUUUAUCCCAGAGAUUGAAAAAUGGUUUGAGAAAAGUAUAAGACUUGAGAUCCGUGCUAGUGAUUCAGAUAUACAAAAAUACCUUGAUGGGAAAUUACAGAAUUUCCAAUCAUCAGUUUCAAAGAAUCUUUCUCUCCGGGGAGAGAUCAAGAGCAAGAUUGCUAAGGCAGUUGAGGGAAUGUUUCUCCUUGCACAGCUUUCUGUCGAUUCUCUCGCCUAUAAGACAACACCUAAGGCAAUCAGGCUUGCGCUUAGGGAUUUGGAGACAGAAACUGAAUCGCUAAAUGAUAAUGAUGACAAGCAGUUCAAAGCGUUAGAUCGUGCCUAUAUGGAAGCCAUGGAUCGAAUCAAUGCGCAGUCGCCAGAACACCGAGAGCUGGCAAGGCAAGUUUUAUCAUGGAUCACUUGCGCCAAGAGAAGCUUAACCUGUUCAGAGCUUCAACACGCAAUAGCCGUAGAGAUGGACGAGCGUGAACUUGACAGAGAGAAUAUGACAGAUAUCGAGCUCAUAGUCUCUGUGUGCGCUGGCUUGGUUAUUAUUGAUGAAAAAUGUGAAAUUAUACGUUUAAUUCACUAUACAACGCAGGAAUACUUCGAGCGUACUUGGAGGGCCUGGUUUCCUAACGCCCAUACUGAUAUUACAAAGACGUGCGCUACGUACCUGUCAUUUGACACUUUUGAAUCCGGUUUCAGUCCAACACAUGAGGCUUUUCAGGCAAGAUUAGAAUCAAAUAUUCUUUACGACUAUGCUGCACGGAAUUGGGGACAUCAUGCUCGUAUAUCUUCCAUUGAAGGGGGGAAGUUGAUUUUGGAUCUCCUUGAGAACAGGAAAAAAAUAUCUGCCUGUAGCCAGGCAUUAAUGGCGUCUGAUGGCUUCUCUCGCUACUCUCGCAUCUUCAAUUGGAAAGCUGAAAUGAUAACGGCAAUACACCUCGCAGCAUACUUUGGACUUGAAAAAUCCAUGACAGCCUUACUCGACAGACAACAUGACCCAAACUCCAAGGAUUAUUAUGGUCGGACACCGCUAUUAUGGGCCGUGGAGGGUGGACAUGAGGCGAUAGUGAAGCUGCUACUUGAAAAGGGUGCUGAUCUUGAAUCUAAGGAUCAUGAAUAUGGUCGGACGCCCCUAUCGCGAGCAGCGGAGGGUGGACAUGAGGCGGUAGUGAAGCUGCUACUUGAGAAGGGUGCUGAUCUUGAAUCUAAGGACUGUGAAUAUGGUCGGACGCCUCUAUCGUGGGCCGUGGAAGGUGGGCAUGAGGUGGUAGUGAAGCUGCUACUUGGAAAGGGUGCUGAUCUUGAAUCUAAGGAUCAAAAGUACGGCCAGACGCCGCUAUCCUGGGCCGCAGCGAGUCAGCAUGAGGCGGUAGUGAAACUGCUGCUUGCAAAGGGUGCUAAGCGCCAAUCUUAUUUGGACGUAUCCGAUAUGCAAUUUAUGGCCGGUAGAAAUAACGAUAUGACCAUGCGCAGCAUGCAAAUCAAUAUGAGGAAGCAUAUGCGCUUGGCACUCCGCUCCGUAGGCACAAGACGACUACCUGAAAGGAAGUGAAAAUGAAUGAGAGGAACCCACCCUGGAUGCGGCACGGUCACCGUGAAAGCUUGGUCUACUCACUAUUUCUUUUGCUUUGCGGAGGAACGUGGUCUUAUUAUUUUUAUGUAUGUUAUGCUUGCGUGUAUUUAAUGGCCCCUUAUUUGUUGACUGUGGCUCAUAUACAGUUGUUGAACUAUAGCAAAUUAACUAUACGGCAUCUUUA
Messenger RNA from Talaromyces proteolyticus, 3553 nucleotides. RefSeq lists its product as uncharacterized. Gene Ontology annotation, molecular function: catalytic activity; protein binding. Gene Ontology annotation, biological process: nucleoside metabolic process. Lineage: Eukaryota; Fungi; Ascomycota; Eurotiomycetes; Eurotiales; Trichocomaceae. The record is from RefSeq and is a predicted model, not a curated record. The transcript has 3 exons. The coding region runs from base 172 to 3348 and encodes 1058 amino acids.